CUUCGGCCGUCCGGUGAGUUUUGAGUCCGUCCAUUCUGGUAAGGUCCAGCUACAGGGAUUAUAGUUUCACGUAAGUUAAAAAAAAAAAAAAACAGAGAAGAAGAAGAAGAAGAUAAAUAUAAAAUAUGUCAAUCAAUUUCAUAGAGAGAGAAAAAGGUCAAUCAACAAGGCCGGUACGGCGCAUUUUGCCUUUCGAAUUCCGCAACUUCUCCCGUGUGCAAUGCAGCGUUCCCUGGGAGGUAAAGCUCUUUCAUAUUGCGAGGAAUGCAAAUGAAGUUGCUGAUAGAUUAGCUAAACAAGGGAUAUCAGUUUCCGCCUAUUUUGAUGCGCGUCCGAGUAGCUUGAGAAGUCUUGUGGAUACGGAUUGCUUGGCAUUUGAUCCCAAUCUAGUUUUUUUUUUUUGGGCUAAGCCCUCUGUUGUACCGGAAAAAAAAAUGCAGCGUUCCCUCUUGCUUUACAUUCAAGUGUGAUUUUGUUUUUGGGCCCCGAAAAAAGGUUCGAUUAGUUCUACGGGUCCUCCGACGUAGAUUUCAGGAAAAUACGUGAUAUUUGAGAGGGGGUGACAACCCUUGAGGAUCUUCACUCGUUCAAAAAACCUAGGUUAUGUUUCGUAAUGGAAUUCAUCAAAUCCUCAACAAUCUGAUUGGAUCAAGAUUUCAUCGGGAUUGUUCGUUCUCCCACUUUGGCUCUUCUAGAAAUACGGGAAAGGAAGGAAAUAUCUUUUCACGAGGGCAGUUGUAGCAGGGAGUACUAACAUUUGAAGGGCCCAGCACAUGCAAGAAAGACCCCUAAUUGAUAAUGUGGAAGUUUUUUCAAACUAGAUCUGGAGAUAAUGAAGGGCAGGAGGAGAGCUUUCUGGGUGAGGAGUCAGAUGGCUUCUGCUCCCUCUCUCCAAUGCAGAGAGUUUAUGGAUUCGCUGCUUGUUUGAUUGCUGGUCUGGUUUGCAUGUUGGUGUCAAUAGUUGUCUUUGCGAAACCCAUCAAAUUUGCGGUAUUGUUCACCUUUGGCAACCUGUUAGCAAUUGGAAGCACAGCUUUCCUGGUAGGACCUGCACAACAACUAGGAAUGAUGUUUGACCCUGUCCGCCUGGUUGCAACAGCCAUAUACCUUGGAUGUGUAGUUAUAGCGCUUCUUUGUGCUCUUCUGAUCCGCAGCAAGGUUCUAACAAUAAUUGCUAUCAUAGGCGAGAUAUGUGCGCUCAUAUGGUACAGUCUGAGUUAUAUACCUUUUGCUCGGAGAAUGGUAUCUGAGUUGAUGGUCCGUUUAUGUGACACUGAGCUAUGAAAAUAUGCGUCAAGAAAUUUUUUUCGAUGCGGCCUCUUGUAGACUUCAUCAAAUGUGUUAAAUAUGUGGAGUUGAUCUGAUUGAGCAUUUGGUUGGUAUUUUCAUAUGGUUAUUACAAACGUCAAAUACCAGAUUUUGUACCUACGAGGAUUUGUGUUCUAUGCUCCUGUUCAUUUUCCCUUUCUUGUUGCUAUAAUGUAAUUAAAAAUAUUUGAAAGGGAUCGUUCGACCCGGAAAAAGAAAAGGGUAGUUUGUGGAUCAGGUCAUCAGGAAUCACCAAUUGAAAAUGUGUUGUGAACUUAUGAUCGCCAGAUGUUAAAUUGCAUCGUUGACAGGAGCAUGCCUUGUCGGCUUGUCUUUUAACGAGAAAUGAAGACUAGAUGGUCUAGGACCAAUAAACCAUUUCUGUUCUUUUCAAUGUUUUUUGUUUCAGAUUUUUUGGUGGGAUGAGAUAGAAACCAAUGCAUGGGCUUGCUUGUCACAAGAAGAAAA
Neltuma alba is the source of this 1776-nucleotide messenger RNA. RefSeq names its product vesicle transport protein SFT2B. The record is from RefSeq and is a predicted model, not a curated record. The transcript has 8 exons. The coding region runs from base 799 to 1284 and encodes 161 amino acids. Gene Ontology annotation, cellular component: membrane. Lineage: Eukaryota; Viridiplantae; Streptophyta; Magnoliopsida; Fabales; Fabaceae. Gene Ontology annotation, biological process: vesicle-mediated transport.